AUGGACAGUAGUGAACAGAAUGAAACAACUAUGGGAAACAAAUGGUUGAUGGCUGGGGAUUUCAAGGAUAUUACCUCAAAUUCUGAAAAGUGGGGAGGGAGAUGUAGAGUUGAAUGGAGCUUCAAUGAUUUCAAGAAUUUCAUAAGUGCCAACCAAUUGGUGGACCUGGGGUAUGAGGGGCAGCCGUGGACCUGGUGCAACAACUGGGGGAAUGAAGGAGAAAUCAAACAAAGAUUAGAUAAAGCCAUGAGUAGUGCAGUUUGGAUUAAGACGUUUGAGAAUGCAAAGUGCUCUCACAUUAAAGCAUAUGCUUUAGACCAUUGUGCAUUGAUGAUAGACACCAGGCCUAUUGUUGAGAGGAAAAAAAAAAGGUUCUUCUUUGAUAAGAGAUGGCUCCAACAUGAGGAAAUAUCUGAGGUUGUUAAAGGAGCAUGGGAGGAAAAUGUUGAAGGAUCUCGAAUGUACCAAGUGCAAUCAAAAGUGAGGAACUGUAGAGUGGCUCUGCUUAAGUGGAGUAACAGCAUUAACAAAAACUCUAAGGACAGAAUUGAUAGCCUCAAAAAGCAACUGGACCAGACAAGAGAAUCUUCAAUAGACAACAAGAGAGAAAAGAUGGCUGGUUUGAAGUCACAGUUGACAGAGGUAAAGGGCAGAAGGAAACAGAAUAGAUUGCAAAGACUUCAAAAGGAAGAUGGAGGUUGGACUGAAUCAGAAGAAGAAACUAGGAAAGAGAUUGCAGACUAUUACAGAAAGCUUUUCACCAAGUCCUCAACCAGUAAUGCUCAGGAGAUAUUAGAGGGGAUCCCAACUUCUAUCACAGUAAAAAUGAACAUGGAAUUAACCAAAGAAGUGACAGAAGAAGAGAUCAAAAAUGUUUUCUUCACUGUGGACUGCAAUAAGGCUCCUGGCUCCGAUGGUAUGACACUUUUUGUUUCCAAAAAUUUUGGGAAAUUAUCAAAGGAGACCUGCAUCAAUCAAUCUACCUUUAUACCUGGGAGGCACAUUAUUGAUAACAUUAUCAUCUCUCAUGAAUACUUGCAUUUCCUUAAAAAUAAAAGGCAUGGGAAGGAUGGUUAUAUGGCUGUGCAGUUGGAUAUGUCAAAAGCCUAUGAUAGAGUUGAAUGGGAUUUUCUACAUUCAAUUAUGAGCAAAAUGGGGUUUUGUGAGAGAUGGAUUAACUGGAUCAUGAACUGCAUUAGAACAGUUUCCUUUUCUUUCAACAUAAAUGGAGAUUCUCAAGAUAGAAGGAUAAGUGGAAUCAAGAUAAGUAGACAAGGCACUACAGUGACACAUCUUUUCUUUGCUGAUGAUUCGCUAAUCUUUUGCAAGGCUUCAAGUCAAGAGGCACAGGAGUUGAUGAAGAUCCUGAAGAGCUACGAACAAGCAUCAGGACAAAUGAUAAAUCUUGACAAAUCCAGUGCUUUCUUCGGUUAUGUAAAGAUAUCUGCUCUCUACUCUCAAAAUUCUGGUGGGGAGAGCAAGACAACAAGAACAAAAUCCAUUGGGUGGCUUGGGAGAAGAUGA
Molecule: messenger RNA, 1524 nt
Organism: Coffea arabica (coffee)
Lineage: Eukaryota; Viridiplantae; Streptophyta; Magnoliopsida; Gentianales; Rubiaceae
Source: RefSeq, a predicted model, not a curated record